Molecule: messenger RNA, 419 nt
Organism: Bipolaris maydis ATCC 48331
Lineage: Eukaryota; Fungi; Ascomycota; Dothideomycetes; Pleosporales; Pleosporaceae
Source: RefSeq, a predicted model, not a curated record
UCCAAAACCGCGUUCCCAAGUCGAAGCCAUGCCGCCUUUUGGCCCUCCGCAAACACCCGCAUCUUUCUUCACGCCCGUGUACGACAGCGCCGUACGGCACCCAGUCUUCUUCACUCAGAAUCUGAAGAAGCCCCCAUUUCCUCUACCACAAGUUGCGAGUCAAGGUUGUAAUCCGGUGGCAAGCGGGUACAUCAUGGAGCAGGGAAGAGCAGAGGCACCGGGAAGGACAAAGUUGUAAUGGUAGAUACGACCAAACUGAAUGCAUUUGGACGGCGUUGUGGUGUAUUGAGCGACUGAUUAGGGUUCUUUCUGAAGAAGAGCAAUGCUUCACACAUGCAACAAGCUGGUUAAACCCGACUCGACGAUAUUAUUAUUGGCCUGUAAACUUUCUAUGGCACUAUGUAGGCUCCGUGUUUGUG